Molecule: messenger RNA, 726 nt
Organism: Corylus avellana
Lineage: Eukaryota; Viridiplantae; Streptophyta; Magnoliopsida; Fagales; Betulaceae
Source: RefSeq, a predicted model, not a curated record
AUCAAGUUCUAAAUCAAAGAAAACUUCUAAGUGAUCAGGAAGAGAUAGUAGAGAUCGAGCUAGCUAAUAGAUCAAGCGAAUGAGGAGUUUCUCAGUGAUGAUGGUGCUUGCAUUGAUGCUUGUGCUGGUUGCAGCACAAGCUGCUCACUAUUGUGCGCAAGAACCUUCUUCAUCUGCACCUUCCCCUUCAACCCCUUCUACCCUUUCCCCGCAGGAUGGAGAUGCCGGCGAUUGUGAUAAAAGCUGCGCUGAUAAGUGCCACAUUGAGAAAUGUAUCCCAAAGCAUUACAAGAUCUGUAUAGCCCUUUGCAAGCUACACUGCGAGCACCCUCUCUCGUACGACAUCUACCAUUGUACCUCUGCUUGUGCUGCCUCAAUGUCCGCCACCAAGUUAGGCUCAGUGGCAGAUGAAGAUAAAGUGAAGGGAGAUUAUGUGGAUAUCUGCUACAAUAACUGCAAGAAGAAUGUGUAGCUUAUGCUAUAAAAUUAUAAAUGUACUAGUAAUAAGGCAAAGAGAAAUGAGAUGCAUCUAAAAUAAAAAACUUAUUGAUGCAUCUAGCUCCUAGGAUGCUUUGAAUAUUAAGAGAUUGGAGUCUUAUUUUAUUUUCCCAUGUUGUCUUUGGUUAUUUAGUUCCCAAGAAAACCUGUUAGCCCGAGGGCAAGAAUUGUCGAAAUAUGUUCCAUUUUCCAAACUUCAUAAGAUGACAUGCAUUCGGAUAUUAUGAA